Molecule: messenger RNA, 3888 nt
Organism: Sceloporus undulatus (fence lizard)
Lineage: Eukaryota; Metazoa; Chordata; Lepidosauria; Squamata; Phrynosomatidae
Gene: SLC12A7
Product: solute carrier family 12 member 7
Biological process (GO): potassium ion homeostasis; chloride transmembrane transport; chemical synaptic transmission
Cellular component (GO): membrane
Molecular function (GO): potassium:chloride symporter activity
Source: RefSeq, a predicted model, not a curated record
AGUGCAGCUUGGCUUUGUGUCACAUGCAUACUUUAAACUGCAUGAAGCUUUGAUGACUUGCUACAGGAUUAAUCCACUACUAUUGAGAGACAGGAUUUGAGGUCUUGUACAAAAGGAGAGGGCAACUGUCAGCUUUCUGCUGUUUCAUCUUUUAACAUUUGGAGAGUUAAGACUUCUGACUAUGAGUGAACAGGAUUAUGAGGAAGGUGGUCCAAGCUCAGUAGGUGAUGGGAUUCCAAGAGAAAGUAGUCCAUUUAUCAGUAAUGCAAGCAUGGAGAGAGGAAGCAUAUAUGAUGGGAAAAAUAUGGCUCUUUUUGAGGAAGAAAUGGAUAGCAACCCCAUGGUAUCAUCUCUUCUUAAUAAGCUAGCAAACUACACCAAUGUUACUCAGGGAGUGGUAGAACAUGAAGAAGAUGAAGACACCAAACGAAAGGAAAUCCAGGCUCCACGUAUGGGCACUUUCAUUGGUGUAUACUUGCCCUGUCUACAAAAUAUUUUAGGUGUUAUCCUGUUUCUUCGUCUAACGUGGAUUGUGGGAACAGCAGGUGUACUUGAAUCUUUCAUCAUUGUAUUCAUGUGCUGUGCUGCUACUAUGUUAACUGCAAUAUCAAUGAGUGCAAUAGCAACAAAUGGUGUUGUUCCAGCUGGUGGAUCGUAUUAUAUGAUUUCCAGAUCGUUAGGGCCAGAAUUCGGUGGAGCUGUGGGACUUUGUUUUUAUCUGGGCACCACUUUUGCCGGGGCUAUGUAUAUUCUUGGCACAAUUGAAAUUUUAUUGAAAUACAUUUCUCCAAAUGCUGCUAUUUUUACUGGAAGUGAGGAGGCCACCUUAAACAAUAUGAGAGUGUAUGGAACAUGCAUCCUUGCGCUGAUGGCCAUAGUAGUUUUUGUGGGAGUCAAAUAUGUCAAUAAGCUUGCACUUGUCUUCUUGGCUUGUGUGAUUCUUUCAAUUAUUGCUAUUUAUGCUGGGGUUAUUAAAACUGCAUUUGAUCCACCAGUCUUUAGUAUCUGUCUUCUUGGAAACCGUACAUUAGUGAGGGAUGAUUACCCUUGUGCCAAAUAUACUAUUGUAGACAAUGUAACACAGGCUACGUGCUAUGGAGAGAAUCUGUUGUGUGACGCAUCUCUGAAUGCCAAAUGCGAUGAAUAUUUUCGUCUGAACAACGUCACUGAAAUACAGGGAAUUCCUGGAGUUGCAAGUGGAGUUCUAUUUGAUAAUUUAUGGAGUUCAUAUGGAGACAAAGGAGCAAUUGUGGAGAAAACGAAAUUUCCCAUCAGUUCCUGUUUCAACUCUGGAAGAAACAAAGAAAAAUUGGCACUAUGUUGUAAUACAGAUAUCAUGACAUUUACAUUGUUAGUCGGGAUUUAUUUUCCAUCAGUGACAGGCAUCAUGGCAGGUUCAAACAGAUCUGGAGAUCUUCGAGAUGCUCAAAAAUCUAUUCCAACUGGAACAAUUCUAGCCAUUUCAACUACAUCCUUUAUUUAUCUGUCCUGUAUAAUUCUUUUUGGCGCCUGUAUAGAAGGAGUCGUCUUGAGGGACAAAUUUGGAGAAGCAGUUAAUGGAAACCUAGUGAUUGGUACAUUGGCAUGGCCCUCUCCAUGGGUUAUUGUAAUUGGCUCAUUCUUUUCCACAUGUGGUGCUGGUCUCCAGAGCCUUACUGGUGCUCCCCGGCUACUCCAGGCAAUUGCAAGAGAUGGCAUUGUACCAUUUCUUCAAGUAUUUGGUCAUGGGAAACGAAAUGGAGAACCCACAUGGGCUUUGCUCCUGACUGCGCUGAUAUGUGAGAUAGGCAUUCUUAUAGCUUCGCUGGAUAGUGUAGCUCCAAUCCUUUCUAUGUUUUUCCUUAUGUGCUAUCUCUUUGUGAACUUGGCAUGUGCAGUUCAGACUCUCCUCCGUACACCAAACUGGAGACCUCGUUUCAAGUAUUAUCACUGGACUCUUUCAUUCUUGGGGAUGAGUUUGUGUCUUGCCUUGAUGUUCAUUUGCUCUUGGUACUAUGCCUUGGUUGCCAUGCUAAUAGCAGGAUGCAUUUACAAAUAUAUUGAAUAUAGAGGAUCGCAGAAGGAGAUUUCACAUCUAAUUAUACCCAGUAGUCCUCUUUGCACCCUCGUUAAUAUUAGAUCCUUAAUGGGAGUAGAGAAAACCAAGGGAUUUUGCCAGAUUGUGGUAUCAUCCAGUAUUAGAGAUGGAAUUUCCCAUUUGGUACAAUCUGCUGGUCUUGGAGGGAUGAAACAUAACACUGUCUUGAUGGCAUGGCCUCAGUCUUGGAAGCAAACAGAUAAUCACUUCUCUUGGAAAAAUUUUGUGGACACUGUACGAGAAACAACAGCUGCCCGUCAAGCUCUUCUAGUGGCUAAAAACAUAGAUUUGUUCCCAAUGAAUCAAGAGCGCUUUAGCGAAGGUAACAUAGAUGUAUGGUGGAUUGUUCAUGAUGGUGGUAUGCUGAUGUUACUUCCUUUCCUGCUUCGACAACACAAGGUGUGGAAAAAAUGCAAAAUGCGUAUCUUUACUGUGGCUCAAAUGGAUGACAACAGCAUUCAAAUGAAAAAAGAUCUUCAGAUGUUUCUAUACCAUCUUCGACUUAAUGCUGAGGUUGAAGUUGUUGAAAUGUUUGAAAAUGAUAUUUCAGCCUUCACAUAUGAAAAAACUCUUGUGAUGGAACAGAGAUCACAGAUGCUAAAACAGAUGCAGCUCUCUAAGAAUGAAAGGGAAAGAGAGAUUCAGAGCAUCACUGACGUGUCUCGUGGCUCAAUCAGAAAGAAGAGUCGCUCUAGCCCACAAUGUAUUGCUCAAGAUGUAGACAGUCUACUACCUAAUAACAUUCAAGAAGAGGCUCAAUUAAUUCAUGAUAGAAACACUGCAUCCCACUCAACAGGAAUGAUUAAAUCUCACAGUGCUCUAUCUACACCAGAAAAAAUACAAAUGACCUGGACAAAAGAAAAACUUAUAUCUGAAAAGCACAAAAAUAAAGAAACCAGUACAGCAAAUUACAAGGAUAUCUUCAACAUGAAGCCAGAAUGGGGAAAUCUAAACCAGUCCAACGUGAGAAGGAUGCAUACUGCUGUCAAGCUCAAUGGAGUUGUGCUAAACAAGUCACAAAAUGCCCAGCUGGUGUUACUGAACAUGCCUGGACCUCCAAAAAACAGGCAAGGGGAUGAAAAUUACAUGGAGUUCUUGGACGUUUUGACAGAAGGCUUAAACAGGGUCUUGUUGGUGAGAGGAGGAGGCCGUGAGGUCAUCACCAUUUACUCCUAAUUAUUUUACUGAACGCACAGAUAUUACUAGUAGCAACAUCUGUUUCUGUUUCUGGACUUUCAUGCAGAACCUUGGCAAAUCUUGGACUAAAAAAAUUGAGCCAGCCUUGUGUUCCUUGCAUACAGAAUAGAAUCCAAGAAUUGAAUCCUAUUUUUUUUUCUUUCCCAAAAUUAUGUAAGCAAGAUUGUUUCCUACAUAGAACUCUAACAUUUGUAUUUACUGAAGAAAUGUGUUAUACAUCUGUAUAUUUUUUUAAUGUAGAAAACUGGGAGACUAUUUUUUUUUGUUCUUGGGUUAAGGGUGGGUUAUGAAGGGACAUUCCUUUUGCACAUAAAUUCUAAGUAUGGCAAAAGGAAUAACUGGGGGGGGGGGGGUUGACAUAGGAACAGACAUUUAAGUUUUUAGUACUUUUUAUAAAGGUGAAAGAAAGAGAAAAAGUUUCCAGGAACUAUUUUAUAAGAGUCUGGUCUCCAUAUUUUGUACUAUUGACCCUGCCCAAUGUUAAGCAGGUUCUGUUUCCGUGUCAAGUCUCCCUGGUUUUGUGUUAAUAUUCAGCCACAAAUAUGUGAACUGUUUAGCACUGUAUUUUAAUUAAAGAUCACUGGUUGAAUAAAAGUCCUUUAAUUUACACACAA